GACAGUAGUAGUCAAUUAAAUGAGUCGGUCCCAUAUCCGUCACCCCUUUAAUUUUACACGAUUAUAAAUACAAAGAAGCCCCCCCAAAAGCAUAAACAUGAAUUAUUAAAUAAAUCAAAGAAAAAGAAGAAUAAGUCCAGAAGAGAUUGUUUGUUGCCCACAUUAAGCAAAGGCUAAAGCAAUCUGUUUGUUCCUACAUAUAUAGAUACACAGAUCUGUAUCUCUAUUAUUUAUUUCCUCUGUUCAGUUCUUUGCAUAGAAAUGGGGGAACAGAGGCUCAAAGCGUCGUCGUUUUUGGUGUCGGUGCUUCUUGUUUUUCAGUUGGUCAAUGGUGAAGACCCUUAUAGGUUCUUUACUUGGAAUGUAUCUUAUGGUGAUAUUUACCCACUUGGUGUUAAACAACAGGGGAUUUUGAUAAAUGGACAGUUUCCAGGCCCACUGAUUGAGUCUGUGACAAAUGAUAAUUUGGUUAUUAAUGUUUUCAAUAGCUUGGAUGAGCCAUUUCUUCUUUCUUGGAACGGGAUUAUGCAAAGGAGAAACUCAUGGCAAGAUGGUGUUUUCGGUACAAACUGCCCGAUCCAACCCGGCCGCAACUUCACUUACCAUCUUCAAGUGAAAGAUCAGAUUGGUAGCUUCUUUUACUUCCCUUCUCUUGCAUUCCACAAGGCUGCAGGAGGCUACGGUGGCAUCAAAAUCGCUAGUCGAUCCGUUAUUCCCGUCCCCUUCCCACCGCCAGCUGGAGAUUACACCGUACUAGCCGGAGACUGGUUCAAGCAAAACCACACUGAUCUAAAAGCGAUAUUGGACAACGGGCAUGAUCUUCCUUUUCCAGAUGGUCUUUUGAUUAACGGACGAGGAUCAAGCGCAUUCACAUUUAAUGUCGAACAAGGUAAGACAUAUAGGUUUCGGGUAUCGAACGUGGGCUUGACGACUUCCAUCAACUUCAGAAUCCAAGGUCAUAAGUUGGUUUUGGUUGAGGUUGAAGGAACUCAUUCACUACAGAACACAUACGAUUCGAUCGACGUCCAUUUGGGACAGUCUUAUUCGGUUUUGGUCACUGCUGACCAGCCUCCUAAAGAUUACUACAUUGUGGUCUCGACGCGGUUCACCUCUCCAGUGCUUACAACUACUUCGGCUCUGCAUUACAGUAACUCAGCCGGUGGUCUAGACGGCACACCUCCAGGUGGACCCACGACUCAAAUUGACUGGUCAAUCAACCAAGCCCGGUCACUCAGACGAAAUUCAACUGCUAGCGGGCCGAGGCCAAAUCCUCAGGGUUCUUACCACUAUGGAAUGAUCAACACCACUCGGACCAUCAGGCUCGUGAAUUCUGCGCCUGUUAUUGAUGGAAAGCAGAGAUACGCUGUCAAUAGUGUGUCGUUUAUUACACCAGACACCCCGCUUAAGCUUGCGGAUUACUUCAAGAUUUCUGGUGUCUACAGCCUUGGUGGCAUUCAGGAUUACCCGACCGGUGGUGCUAACCUGAGAACCGCUGUUAUGCCGGCGGAUUUUAGGGGGUUUGUGGAGGUUGUGUUUGAGAACCCUGAAGACACUGUGCAGUCGUGGCACGUCGAUGGCCACCACUUCUUUGUUGUCGGGAUGGAUGGAGGGCAGUGGUCAGCUGCUAGCCGAAAUGGCUACAAUUUACGGGACACAAUUUCACGAGUCACUGUACAGGUGUACCCGAAAUCAUGGACCGCAAUAUACAUGCCAUUAGACAAUGUGGGAAUGUGGAACGUGCGAUCAGAGAAUUGGGCUCGACAAUAUUUAGGUCAACAGUUCUAUCUUCGCGUUUAUUCGCCUGCUAAUUCUUGGCGAGACGAGGCUCCUAUUCCACACAAUGUUAUUCUUUGUGGACAGGCAGUAGGACAUCAUCAGCCUUGAAACUUAUUUACACCAUAAGCAUUUGUUAUUAUUAAAGUUAUGAUAAUCGAUACAUGUUAUUCAGUUGAGUUUGUAUUCCGGGAUAGUCAUUUUGCAGAAAGUUAUGAUAAUUAAUUAAUACUUAUUAAUUUAGCAA
Messenger RNA from Helianthus annuus (common sunflower), 2020 nucleotides. Its product is annotated as L-ascorbate oxidase homolog. The transcript is spliced from 8 exons. Gene Ontology annotation, molecular function: oxidoreductase activity; copper ion binding. NCBI's taxonomy places the organism in Eukaryota, Viridiplantae, Streptophyta, Magnoliopsida, Asterales, Asteraceae. Bases 262 to 1884 code for a protein of 540 amino acids. The record is from RefSeq and is a predicted model, not a curated record.